Messenger RNA from Geodia barretti, 521 nucleotides. The record is from the annotation of a GenBank genome assembly. Lineage: Eukaryota; Metazoa; Porifera; Demospongiae; Tetractinellida; Geodiidae.
UUUAUGGAGGUUCGACAUACAGUUUUCUCUCACAUGCAGUUCCUAGCUGCAAGGUUACGAGGGACAAACUUGUGUGCCGCGAGGUACUCCAUACCAUGCAGGGGUGACUUGACGACAUGUAUUCAGCAGUUUGCUCCUAGCCGAUGAAACCUGGAAGAAGACUCAGUUCAUCGAGUUGUACACAAAAGUUCGAGAGACAGCCGUACACACACACUUCCGUCUUCUGCUAUAUCGGCCCUGGUGAAUGUGCAGGCCGCUUUCUCAGAAAUCCACCGAUGCAUGGGGCUGAGACUCUCUCACCAUAAGGUGCAGAAUGGAAGGGAUGUAGAUGACAGGUGAACCAGUGGCCUUCUGGACUAUAUCCCGUCGCCAACCGGGGGCUUAAGGGCUCCUGGACCGACCACUGGACCACCCAUAGAGAGAAGAGUGACAUAAUAGCAGUAGACUUCACUGACAUGAUAGAAUUUCAAUAACUGAUUCAAUAGGUGUGUAUAACCCAUGAUAUGAACGAAUGAGCCUUA